CUGACACCUCUAUCCAUCACCACUUUCUUUCCCUUUUUAUCAAUUCUCAACUUUCCUCCAUAGUCAACCAUUUCUCCUUCUCACUCUCAUCUCAUUCUUCUUCAUUUGUGUAGAUAAAACUUCUUACUUACACUUUUAUCGUGUACUUUUCAAACUUCAAUUUAUUUUUAUAAAUGCAAUUAUUUUAUUUAAAUGCAAUUAAUUUAUUAAAAACCAACUCCAAAUCACUCAACUUGUCUGAAACUGAAUAUAUUAACCUCAUCCGAUCUACAUUUCCCAUCAUAUAGUGAUAUUAUCCCAUAUAAAAUUCCCUAAAGAUGAUGAAGUAUUUAUUAAAUUUCUAAUAUUUUCAGAUCCCAAUUUUAUGGUGUACACGAUUUCUAUUUUCUAGGUGUGUAUUUAAUUUUUUUUCAUUUAAAAAAAAAGGAAAUUAAAGUCAAACAAGUUCUCUCUCUGUUUCUUUCACCCUUCCCCAAACACACCCUUGUGAAAAAUGAUGCAUUCUCUCUCCUCCCCUUACACUACUGGCACUACUAGUCGUGCAUUAUUAUUAUAUAGUGGCAACAGUAGUAGCAGCAGCAGUAGUAGUACCCAACAACCAUCCAGACUCAAUAUCAAAACGAACUCGUUCUUUUGCGAUCUGGGUACUAAUUUUUGCCUAUUUAACGAAAAGGGUCGCCGUGAUUUACUCUACGGUCGCCGGAAAAUGACUACGGAUAAUCAUCUCCGGCAUGUUGAGUCUUUACCAGUUUUUCCCUCUGGCGCUGGGAAUAUUCCUCGUUUGAAUGCUGUUAUUCUUGGUGAAGCUCUUGCCUCUGAAGAAAAUGAUUAUGUUUUCCCCAGUGAUGAUUUCUCCCGCAAUGCCCACGUUUCUUCUCCUUCUCAGUAUUUGGAGAUGUAUAAGAGGUCAGUGGAGGAUCCAGCAGGGUUUUGGUCAGAAAUUGCAUCAGAAUUUUAUUGGGAGAAGAAAUGGGGAGAUAAAGUUUGUUCAGAGAAUCUGGAUGUGGGUAAAGGAGCUGUUAACAUUGAGUGGUUCAAAGGUGGUAUCACCAACAUUUGCUACAAUUGUUUGGAUAGAAAUGUUGAGAUCGGAAAUGGCGAUAAAGUUGCAUUGUAUUGGGAAGGAAAUGAUCUAGGCAGUGAUGACAGUUUGACUUACAGUCAGCUCCUGGAAAAAGUUUGCCAGCUUGCAAAUUACUUGAAAGAUGUCGGUGUUAAGAAGGGUGAUGCUGUUAUUAUCUAUCUGCCCAUGCUCAUGGAACUGCCGAUUGCAAUGCUUGCUUGUGCUCGAAUCGGUGCUAUUCACUCGGUUGUCUUUGCUGGGUUCUCUUCAGAAUCCCUUGCCCAAAGGAUAGUAGAUUGUAAGCCAAAGGUUGUCCUUACUUGCAAUGCUGUCAAAAGAGGAGCAAAGGUUAUUGGUCUCAAAGACAUUGUAGACGCUGGUCUUGCUGAAUCAACUAAGAACGGCGUUUCAGUAGAUGUAUGCCUAACAUAUGAAAACCAGACAGCCCUGAAGAGAGAGAACACUAAAUGGACUCAAGGAAGAGAUAUUUGGUGGCAGGAUGUUGUUCCAAAGUACCCCAGUACUUGUGAUGUUGAAUGGGUUGAUGCAGAGGAUCCUCUAUUUCUGCUUUAUACUAGUGGAAGCACAGGAAAACCAAAGGGUGUCCUGCACACAACUGGAGGGUACAUGGUAUACACUGCUACAACAUUUAAGUAUGCGUUUGACUAUAAGCCCUCGGAUAUAUACUGGUGCACUGCUGACUGUGGUUGGAUUACUGGACAUAGUUAUGUAACAUAUGGCCCUUUGCUCAAUGGUGCUUCAUGUAUUGUUUUUGAAGGGGCUCCAACUUACCCUGAUGCCAGUCGCUGCUGGGAUAUUGUUGAUAAAUACAAAGUGUCAAUAUUCUAUACUGCCCCUACACUGGUCAGAUCUCUCAUGCGUGAGGGUACUCAGCAUGUUACUCGUUACUCACGCAAGUCCUUAAGGGUUUUAGGGAGUGUCGGCGAGCCAAUCAAUCCCAGUGCAUGGAGGUGGUUCUUUAAUGUUGUUGGAGAUUCAAGGUGCCCUAUAUCUGACACUUGGUGGCAGACUGAAACUGGCGGCUUUAUGAUAACUCCCUUACCGGGUGCCUGGGCGCAGAAGCCAGGUUCUGCCACAUAUCCUUUCUUUGGAGUUCAGCCUGUCAUUGUAGAUGAAAAGGGCAAUGAAUUAGAAGGUGAGUGUAGCGGAUACUUAUGUGUAAAGCACUCAUGGCCUUCAGCUUUCCGUACUCUAUUUGGUGAUCACGAAAGAUAUGAAACCACAUAUUUCAAGCCAUUCCCUGGUUAUUAUUUUACUGGUGAUGGUUGUAGCAGGGAUAAAGAUGGUUACUACUGGCUCACUGGAAGAGUGGAUGAUGUCAUCAAUGUCAGUGGCCACCGUAUAGGAACUGCUGAAGUGGAAUCUGCCCUAGUUUCACAUCCUCAAUGUGCUGAGGCUGCUGUUGUUGGUGUUGAGCAUGAGGUUAAAGGGCAGGGAAUUUACGCAUUUGUUACCUUGGUCGAGGGUGUUCCUUACAGUGAAGACCUUCGUAAAAGUCUUGUUAUGGCCGUCCGUACUCAGAUUGGAGCAUUCGCAACUCCAGAUAAGAUUCACUGGGCACCUGGGCUCCCAAAAACAAGAAGCGGAAAGAUAAUGAGGCGUAUUCUGAGAAAGAUAGCGUCAAGGCAACUAGAUGAGCUGGGUGACAUCAGCACUCUGGCAGAACCAGCUGUUGUAGAUCAGCUUAUCGCCCUUGCAGACAAAUAGAAAGAUGAAUCACCCUGUACCCAAUAUACCUUCAUCCUUACAGUCAAAUUCUUUUGGACUACGUACAAGGGAAGAUUUUCCAUAGGUUCAGGAAUUCUUGCUAUCAAUCCGCUCGCCAAAUUAAUGCUGGUUUCUUCUUGUGAAAUUCUACAGUCAUCCUUUCUUGUACCAGAGUUGUUGUUUCAUUAUUAUGGUCUAAUAGGGGAACUGGUUCUAUUUUUCCGGUACUCAAUUUUGUCCUGAUUUUUCUUUUUCCUAUUAGACUUACAGUUUAUUCUGUAAUAAAAGCUUGUCCUGUAAGACUUGCAUAUUUUUGCAACUAUUGGAGAACGAUUCGAAUU
Molecule: messenger RNA, 3132 nt
Organism: Spinacia oleracea (spinach)
Lineage: Eukaryota; Viridiplantae; Streptophyta; Magnoliopsida; Caryophyllales; Amaranthaceae
Product: acetyl-coenzyme A synthetase, chloroplastic/glyoxysomal
Exons: 18
Coding region: 494-2791 (765 amino acids)
Molecular function (GO): acetyl-CoA synthetase activity; AMP binding
Source: RefSeq, a predicted model, not a curated record